AUGGAUGCAAGAAGGUUGAUGAAUUGCAAUACAGCUCCCAUAAUUCCACUUGGGCUUGGGGGUAAGGAAAUUGAUCAGGAGAUCUCAAUACCGCUGGUACCAAACCUUACGGAGCUGUCACGUGUCGGGCUUGGCACGAAGCUCUUCUGCGCUGCAAGUUCCGGACCUCACCUUCAAUUGCUUUUUACAGGUCCAAUUCACCACAAACUUCGCGUUGACCUCGCCAGUUCGAAUCUCUACUCAGUCGACGAAAUGGUCACUCCUACAGCUGCCCGCAUGAUGCAGGCCACCCGAGCUCGCAUGUUCAGGCCGACAGCAACUCAACAGUGGGGAUUUGUCUUCCGCGAGAACCGAGUACCCUACUACCAGCGCCUCUUCCAGAAUGGCGAUGGCAAGAGACAAUGGUGGAAGACUUCUCGAAGCGGAUAUUUUCUAUACCCCUACUACGUUAUGCUUUAUGGCAGUGUGUCAUUGUCCUUCUACGGCAUGCUGCGCAUGUUGUUCGGCCACAAGACUAUGUGGUAA
This is a messenger RNA of Exophiala aquamarina CBS 119918, 525 nucleotides long. RefSeq lists its product as uncharacterized. The record is from RefSeq and is a predicted model, not a curated record. NCBI's taxonomy places the organism in Eukaryota, Fungi, Ascomycota, Eurotiomycetes, Chaetothyriales, Herpotrichiellaceae. The transcript has 3 exons. Bases 1 to 525 code for a protein of 174 amino acids.